Molecule: messenger RNA, 1182 nt
Organism: Lasiodiplodia theobromae
Lineage: Eukaryota; Fungi; Ascomycota; Dothideomycetes; Botryosphaeriales; Botryosphaeriaceae
Product: Tri7-like toxin biosynthesis
Exons: 1
Coding region: 1-1182 (393 amino acids)
Biological process (GO): lipid metabolic process
Source: RefSeq, a predicted model, not a curated record
AUGUCCCUGGAUUCAAUUUCCCAUGCCAAUGGCGCAUUGGCAUUCGGAACGACGGAGCUCGCAUUUCUGGCACUCUACGCAGCCUUAGUCUUGCUUGUGCCAGGUAAUGCUACCGUUAUCCGCCUCACCGGGGUGGUUUCCUUGUUCCUCUUGACAUACGUUAUCCAGGCAACUUUCUUCCAAUGGUGCAGCAACCCCCACUGGAGGGGAUUUGUUGCUGCUUCUCUGCCCGUCCAGCUCAUGAGCGCCUCAGACAUCAUCUUCAUCACGCGCCUGGAUUCAAAAAGCAUUCUCGGGAGCAGCAUUGCCAAUAAAGCCUACCGGGCGAUUGUACUUCUCAUGAAUCAACGUCGCAUCGGAACCAUGUUUCAGGUUAAGAACAUCCGGGCCCCGACAUCCUUGACCCGAGCUCGAUUCCUCCGGGAUAGGUUAAUCACUACCUUCCUCGCCUACCUCACCCUGGAUGCCCUGAUUUCGAGCCCUGCGGCACCUGCAUUCAUGAUCACAGCUCAGAAGCAAAGCCUGCUUCACCUCAAUGCCCUAUCAAAAGCCGACAUCAUCUUCCGCGUCACCGGAACUCUUUACUACUGGCUCAGCGGUUUUGUUCUCCUCCUCGUCGUUUCCAACACCAUCGCCAUCGUCCUCGUCGGCAUCGGACUCAGCUCGCCGCAGGACCGUCCACCGCUCUUUGGCUCCAUCUGUGACGCGUACACCAUCCGCAACUGUUGGGGCAACGUCUGGCACCAGUGCCUCCGCCGCGGCCUCACCAGCCAUGCCAAUUUCAUUUCAGACCGGAUCCUGCGCAUCCCACGCGGCACUCUCCUGUCACGGUACACGCGCAUCUUCACGGUCUUUUUGAUCUCCGGCAUCAUCCACCACGUCUGCGUUCUGGGCAUGGGCGUGCCGAGCGAAGAGGCGGGCGGCUUGGUGUUCUUCCCGCUGCAGGCGCUGGGAAUCAUGAUCGAAGAUGCGGCGCAGGCGGCGUUGGUGGGCAGGAAGGGGUUUAGGAGCGCUUGGGUCAGGCGCGUGCUGGGGUAUGCCUGGGUCGUGGCCUUUUUGGCUUGGUCGUCGCCGACGUGGUUCUAUCCCCAGUCGAGAGUGGGAACGGAUCCGGAACUUUUGUUGCCGGUGAGGGUGGCGAGGCCUUUGGUUGGAUUGCUGAAACGGCUCGUGGGUCCUUGA